Monopterus albus (swamp eel) is the source of this 4945-nucleotide messenger RNA. RefSeq names its product autophagy/beclin-1 regulator 1b (gene ambra1b). Lineage: Eukaryota; Metazoa; Chordata; Actinopteri; Synbranchiformes; Synbranchidae. The record is from RefSeq and is a predicted model, not a curated record. Gene Ontology annotation, molecular function: protein binding; ubiquitin-like ligase-substrate adaptor activity. Gene Ontology annotation, biological process: mitophagy; autophagosome assembly. Gene Ontology annotation, cellular component: intracellular membrane-bounded organelle; Cul4-RING E3 ubiquitin ligase complex.
AACCGGUGCUCUGUUGAUAAGCCUUGUGUUGCUGGCUAGUAGCUAGGUACGCAGUAGCAGUUGGCGUCGGGCAGCUAGUAAAACAUUGGACCAAUGCCUUAGAAACAAUUCCCUGUUAUGGUACGAAUGUUGUCCACUGAUUUCAGUGGACCUUAUUCAUCAGAGUAGCGGCAAAACGCCAAUGUUAGCCUUAGGCACCUUAUCAUUUGCAGCGGCCACAUUUUUUCGUUUUUGGCCGAGCUAGCUAAGAAGCUAGCAUAGUUCCAGAUAGCCUGUUAGCUACGCCUAUGAUGGCACAGUCGGAGAGCGAUAAGAUAAUGGAAGCCUAGACUCUGUAUGGAGACUGACUGGCAGCAACGGGAGGGAGCAGCCAAUCAGCCAAGGCCACCACUAGCAGCAUGGCAUCCCGUCAGAGGAACUCGGUCCGGAUCCUGUCCAGCCGGGAGCGAGGUUCCCAGACGUUUGGCUCGCAACGGCUCCUGCAGCUGUUGGUGGAGGAGAAAGUGCGCUGGAUGAAAUGGCAGAGUCAGAAAGUGGAGCUGCCGGACAGCCCCCGCUCUACCUUCCUGCUGGCAUUCAGCCCCGACAGGACCCUUAUGGCUUCCACACAUGUCAACCACAACAUCUACAUAACAGAGGUGAAGACUGGAAAGUGCCUACAUUCCUUAGUGGGCCACCGUAGAACCCCCUGGUGUGUGACCUUUCACCCCACAAUACCCGGCCUGGUGGCCUCCGGGUGCCUUGAUGGCGAGGUUCGCAUCUGGGACCUGCAUGGUGGUAGCGAGAGCUGGUUUACAGAGAGCAAUGUUGCCAUUGCUUCCCUGGCCUUCCAUCCGACCGCUCAGCUCCUCCUGAUUGCCACCAACAAUGAGCUCCACUUCUGGGACUGGAGCCGACCGGAGCCCUUCGCCGUGGUCAAGACGGGCAGUGACACGGAGAGAGUCCGGUUGGUGAGGUUUGACCCCCUCGGUCACAACCUCCUGACAGCGAUAGUGAAUCUGUCCAAUCAGCAGAAUGAGGAGGACCCUGAGGUUCCUAUGGACAGUGUUGAGAUGCCUCACUUCCGUCAGCGCUCCUUCCUGCCUUCCCAACCUGUUCGCCGCACACCCAUCCUUCACAACUUUCUCCACAUCUUGUCAUCUCGCUCCCCGGGGGCUCAAGUGGGAGGUGAGCAGCCACGUCCUCUUGGUGAAAAUGGAAGCAAUGUUGGAGAAUCUCCCAGCAUGCCUCUGGCCCAGUACCCCAGCUCUGAACGUGGGCCUCCUUUCCCUGGCUGCACACAGCACCUGGGCAUGGUUUGCAUGUGUAGUCGCUGCUCAGUCAGUCGCAGCCCCUCUCUGACAGCAGAUGGUUCCUCGGUGACCCCCUCUAAUCCCAGGGUGGUAUCUGAUGCUACCCAGCCCCCCACAGCUUCCACUUUUUCUUCAGCCCGUACAGAGCCUCGACAGCCCUCAGAACGACCUUCAGCCUUCACCUCAGUCUACUACAGUGCUGGCACUUCUCUGAACCCCAGUGCACCAAGCAGCAUUGAGCAGCACUCCACCUCCAGGCCAGGAUCUGACUGGACUCGCAACCUGUUAAGUAUGAGGGAGAGUGGGGUUGGUCCAGGUAUGCUGCCUCCUAGAACCUCAUCCUCCUCCUCCAUCAGCCUUCUUUCAGUGCUCCGUCAGCAGGAUGGUUCCUCUCACUCGCCUGUCUACACCUCUGCCACUGAAGGGCGGGGUUUCCCCCAGCAAGGAGAGCCUGGGGCCCGAGAUACUGCCAGUACAAGCAGCGGGCACCACCCAUUCUGGGAUGGCUCUCGCAGCAACACGGCCUCCUUCCGCAAUGUGCUGCAGUGCAACCUGAGCCGCUACUUCAUGGAGUUUGACCGCAUGCAGGACUUGGAGCCGUCAUUAGCAGGCAGCGUGGCAGAUGGAAGCCAGGAGCAGAGCCAAGAGUUGCUGAAUAAUAACAUGGACCCAGAUAGACCUGGGCCUUCUUCAUCUUCAUCUCAUCCUCCUCCACCCCUACCACCAUCCACUACCAGCAUCCUCUCCCCCCUCCUUCUUGUUCGCUGCCGGGCCUGUCACAACCUGCUGACCUUCAACCAUGACUCUCAGCGCUGGGAGCGCACCAACCAGGCCUCCUCCACCUCUGCCUCCACUCUGGAGCCCUCCUCUUCUUCCUCCUCCUUCCCUUCUGCUUCUUCCCCUUGGCAGCUUGAAGAGAGUAGGAGGACAAUUGAAGUCCAGAUUCAGGAGAGGAGGGCGCCUCCAGAACCCAGGGAGCAGCCACCUACCCGUGGAGGAGCAGGAGCAGUGGCCUUCUCUAUACCCCCAUCCUCCAGCCAGCCUGGGGAGCAGACUAUGGGCUUGGUGUACAACCAGGACACAGUGCAGUGGGAGAGGAUGUACCGGCAGGCUGCUGCCGGCCGGACGGCAGAGUCACCGGAGGCCUUAAGCCAAGAAAUGCCUGUUGACCCCCCAGAUGAGGACUCCCUGAGGAGGCGACUGCUGGAGUCAUCUCUGUUGUCUCGCUACGACGUGUCAGGAUCAAGAGACCACCCCAUUUACCCCGAUCCAGCCAGGCUCUCCCCAGCUGCUUACUAUGCCCAGAGAAUGAUCCAGUACCUCUCGAGACGGGACAGCAUUCGCCAGCGUUCACUUCGCUACCAGCAGAACCGCCUGCGGGCAAUGUCGUCUUCAUCAGACAGCCCUGCCAGCAACCCAUCCAGCUCCAUGGACAACAGUGAUGUGGACUUUGAGGACCUGGACGAUAAUGGAGACCGAGCCAGGCACAGGGCACCACGCAACGCCAGGAUGUCUGCGCCCUCACUGGGUCGCUUUGUCCCUAGGCGUUUCCUCCUCCCUGAGUACCUGCCCUACGCUGGACUCUUCCAUGAGAGAGGGCAGCCUGGCCUGGCCACACACUCCUCUGUCAACAGAGUGCUUGCUGGGGCGUCAAUCGGGGAUGGUCAGUCUGCUGUUGCCAGCAACAUUGCUAACACCACCUACCGUCUGCAGUGGUGGGACUUCACCAAGUUCGACCUUCCUGAGAUCAGCAAUGCCUCCAUCAACGUUCUGGUGCCAAACUGCAAAAUCUACAAUGAUGCGAGUUGCGACAUCUCUGCAGACGGUCAGCUGCUGGCAGUUUUCAUUCCUGGCAGUCAACGGGGUUUUCCAGAUGAGGGCAUCCUGGCCAUCUACUCUCUGGCUCCCCACAACCUGGGAGAGAUGCUCUACACCAAAAGAUUCGGUCCAAACGCCAUCUCUGUCAGUUUGUCUCCGAUGGGCUGCUACGUGAUGGUGGGCCUGGCCUCUCGCAGGAUCCUGCUGCACCCCACUACCGACCACAUGGUGGCGCAAGUCUUCCGCCUGCAGCAGCCACAUGGGGGAGAGACCUCCAUCAGGAUGGUGUUCAACGUGGUUUACCCCAUGGCUCCAGAUCACAGGCGUAAUGUCAGCAUAAACUCUGCUCGCUGGCUGCCAGAUCCAGGGAUGGGCCUGGCUUAUGGGACCAACAAGGGAGACCUGGUCAUCUGCCGGCCUGUAUUUUAUCGCAGCGAUGGUGAGAGCCCUGGAGAGUCGAGCAGCGAACCUUUGUUCUCCGUCAACAACAGUGGAACAAGCAGGACCCGGGCUUCUGACAGACCGGGACCAAAUCGCUCUGGCUGGAGACUGGACAGAGAUAUGGGAUUGAUGAGCGCUAUUGGUCUGCAGCCUCGACACCCUGCCCCUUCCGUGACAUCACAAGGAACCCAGACACCAGUCAUCCAGCUGCAGAACGCCGAGACACAAACGGAGAGGGACCUAUCGGAGCCCAGUGUCUCCCAGCCACCACCCAAUGUCCCUCCUGAGACUCCAUCCACCAGCCAAGCAGCUCAGGGGCCACAGAAGACGCGUCCGAGCAACAGAGCCCAGGACGGCGCCCACGGCGUCCAGGGUGAAGCUUCAGCCGACACCAACACAUCCACAGCUGCAGAGUCUCCAGAGUUCAGUUCAGGUGAAGAUGCUCUGGCCCGAAUCCGUCGGCUGAUCGCUGAGGGCGGUAUGACGGCAGUGGUCCAGCGGGAGCAGAGUACCACCAUGGCCUCCAUGGGCGGCUUUGGAAACAACAUCAUCGUCAGCCAUCGCAUCCACCGUGGCUCCCAGACGGGCGCCGGGGCCUCCAGGCCUGCGGCUGACCCCACCACGAUGGCCUCCUCUUCAGGUCCCCUCCUGGUCACCCAGACUCAGCUGUACUCCCCUCCCCAGGGUUCUGAACAGCUGGCCCCCGUGUGGGGCCCCCAGGUGCUGCCAGGCCCCCAGCCCUCCAACCUCUCUCUGGCAGUGGACAUGGAUGUGUUUGACGGGGGAAGAACAGACGAGGAUUCCCUGCCGGGCCCCUCCUCUUCCUCCCUGCUGCUGUCUUCCCCCUCUUCCUCCACCUCCUCCUCCUCCUCUCACAGCCCCCUCCAUGGUGGUGGAGGGGACCCCAGCAGUUACUCCAGUGACCCAUACAGCAGGUAGUUUUCCUAUUGGCCAAGAGAAGCAGUGUUGGCCACUCGCACUCAUGAAGGCCGUUCCUUAAAGCCUUACAAAGAAUUGGGUGCUGCUUCGACUCUGCACAGGGUCUCCCACCUGGAAAAGAGGGGACACAAAGACCCCACCUCACCCCCAAACCUCGAGUGGCAUUGGGUGCACUUGAACAACUGGACUGAAGCUGAACCGGUCAUUCCUCAUCAGAAAGGGCUUCUACUUGAACGGAGGCCAGUUAGCUCUGAGCUCCUCGCCGCCCGUUUCUCUCCAAGUAUCAGCGUGGUGGAAGACAAAGUUCCUCUUUAUCAACGUGCCAUGUCUGAGGGGAGUGGGGGUGCGUGGUAUUGCUUUCUUGCACGCAUUUACUCCAACAUGCUGCAUUCGGUGCCAUGUGAUAUUACCAUUUGAUGUGAAUUAGUGUGUGAUUGAAGUGUUUAACAGGUGAA